Molecule: messenger RNA, 1816 nt
Organism: Lates calcarifer (barramundi perch)
Lineage: Eukaryota; Metazoa; Chordata; Actinopteri; Centropomidae
Gene: pdlim1
Product: PDZ and LIM domain 1 (elfin)
Exons: 7
Coding region: 187-1155 (322 amino acids)
Biological process (GO): heart development; actin cytoskeleton organization; muscle structure development
Cellular component (GO): adherens junction; Z disc; stress fiber
Molecular function (GO): actin binding; muscle alpha-actinin binding
Source: RefSeq, a predicted model, not a curated record
ACCCCCCUCCUCCCUGACUCCCCCCUUCUCCUUCCCCUCUGAUGCUGCGGAGCUGUGCUCGGGCUCAAACCCACGACCAGUAUCGAUCACUGCACAUGUCAUACGCGGCGGUAGGAAGUGGACUGGUGGCGCUGAAACGAGCUCUUUAAACACACACAACUUAACUCCGUUUAAAAGUUCACCGACAUGCCUCUCCGGGUGGUCAUGCAGGGUCCCGGACCCUGGGGGUUCCGGCUGGUCGGGGGAAAGGACUUCGAGCAGCCGCUGGCGAUUUCCCGGGUCACCCCCGGGAGCAAAGCGGCCCAGGCCAACCUGUGCAUCGGAGACAUGAUCCUGGCCAUCGACGGCGAGCCGACGGAGAACAUGACUCACUUGGAGGCGCAGAACAAGAUCAAGGGCUGCGUGGAGGAGAUGGUGCUCUCCAUAGACAGGUCAGAGACUAAACUGUGGUCGCCGCUCUCAUCGGAGGAAGGGAAGACGCAUCCGUACAAGAUGAAUCUUGCAUCAGAGCCACGGGAGGUGAAACACAUCGGCUCGACCCACAACAGGAGCGCUCUGCCCUUCACCGGCUUCGGCUCCAAAGUCGUCACCAACCAGUACAACAACCCGUCCGGUCUCUACUCCUCAGAGAACAUCAAGGACUUCAACUCGGCUGUGGACGAGGUCAAGACCAUGGCUACGGCCAACGAGCCCAACAACAAAGCUCCAUCAGAUCCGUCAAAGACGGCCAAGCGGCCGCCGGUGGCUGCAGAUUCAGAGGUCUACAAGAUGCUGCAGGAGAACCAGGAGUCCGACGAGCCUCCUCGACAGUCGGCUUCGUUCAAGGUGCUGCAGGAGAUCCUUGAGACCGGCGACUGUGAUAAACCGUCAGGGUUCAGGAGCGUGAAAGCGCCCACGACAAAGAUCGGAUCGUCGGUGGGGAACGCGGAGAAGUUACCCAUCUGUGACAAAUGUGGAUCUGGGAUUGUGGGGAUGGUGGUGAAGCUGAGGGACAAGUUCCGUCACCCUGAGUGCUACACCUGCACAGACUGCGACGUCAACUUAAAACAGAAGGGACAUUUCUUUGUGGAGGACCAGAUUUACUGUGAGACGCACGCACGGGAGCGGGUGACUCCGCCCGAGGGCUACGACGUGGUCACCGUCUUCCCCAAGUAGAGCGGCUCGCUGCACGGGCUCGGCCUCGGACUGCACGCCCCCCUGUAGGACACCCACCACAUAAUCCAAGACAUUUAGCUCGUGCUACUCCUAAAGAAAACGGUCUUCUCUCACAUUCUGCUUCAGCACACUCACCUGUAGGCAGGACUACGUUUUUAAAAAGAUGAUUUGCACAUUAACUUUGGCUUCAAAAGGAAAAUUACUGAAUAUUAUGACUCAUUUUCUCUCCCUCCUCUGAAAAAAUCUCCUCUUUUUGAAUGACAGCUGCUGUGUUUUAGUAAUAUUUGUCCUUUUACAUGUUUGUUAUGUUCCUUUGAAUCAUGGAAACAACGGAGAACCAGACUGCUCUUCACCCGCUUCAUGUUUUUACAGUUUUAUUAAAUAAAUAGACCUCCUCUUAUCCAGAAAACCAGCUCAGAAACACAUUUCAAUCCAUUAAUGAAUAUUUUAGCUUAAACCUGUUGUCUUGUCCUGCUCCUCUUUUAAAUACACGUAAACAAAGAAUGAAACAGGUAGAAAACGCUGCUUCCCUGCUUUGGUUUGGGCUCAUUUCUUGCGUCACAACAGAUGAAACACCUGCUGUGACGUCGUUAAUCAAUCGCCACCUUUAAGUUUGUGUUGUUAAAAUGUAAAAAUGGACAAAUAAACAUCAGUAGUGCCA